Molecule: messenger RNA, 1530 nt
Organism: Alternaria atra
Lineage: Eukaryota; Fungi; Ascomycota; Dothideomycetes; Pleosporales; Pleosporaceae
Exons: 2
Coding region: 1-1530 (509 amino acids)
Cellular component (GO): cytosol
Molecular function (GO): deaminase activity
Source: RefSeq, a predicted model, not a curated record
AUGAAGCAGCAAGUACUUCGACUCCUCUAUUUAUUCGCUGUGUUUUCGCUUUCUCACAGCGAACCGGUCCUUUUCGAAAGCGGUACCAUAAUAUCCUUCAAUGAAACGAGUGGUUCACUAGAAGCACUGCGUGACCAUUCCCUCCUAGUUGUCAACGAUACCAUUAGCGCAAUCUUCCCCACGAACUCGACAAUCUCAAUCCCAGCGGGCACUGUCCGUAUUUCGGUUGAAGGAGAUAUACUGUCACCUGGUCAUAUCGACACUCAUCGCCACGUUUGGCAAACCGUUCAUCGCUCUAUAGGCGGCACUGGUACACUAGCAGAAUACCUCACAAGAUGGGCCAACACAACAAUUGCCGCAAGAAUCUACGAUCCAGAAAUAUCUUAUCACUCAGAAUUGGUCGGACUAUGCGAAGCUGUUAAUGCAGGCGUUACGACAAUCGUGGAUCACGCAUCCGGAUCUUUCACGAGCGACAUUGUCGAUGCAUAUAUCCAGGCAACCAAGGACAGUGGUAUUAGGAGCAUCUUCGCAUACAACCUGGGGGGCUACGAGACAUUUCCAUUCGACGAACAAGUUGAGCAUUUUAGAACACUGAUGACUGACGGGACUUUGGCUGAAAGUACUGUCAGCCUUGGUAUUGCGUAUGAAAGAUGGACUUUUGGUGUAGAACCAGAGAUACAAGCCAUCUCUGCGUUGAUGAGUGAAUUUGACAUUGCUGUGCUCGAGACGCAUGCGGUUGGCGGCGUGUACGCAUCAGAAAACAACCCGUCUGUACUUGCACAGAUACAACUGGCCAACGGAACUCACCUCUUAAAUACUACGAUACCAGUCGUGUUUGUACACGGCACAUCUCUCACGGCCACGGAUCUGACACUACUGCGCACCUACAAUCACUACAUGGCAUAUGCCCCGGAAUUCGAAAUGUCACACGCUCGGGAGGUAAGUCAACAACAUCUCGGCCUAGAUCAAGCAUCUCUCAGCGUAGGCACACAUUAUACAAACAGCGGCGAUAUGAUCACUCAAGCAAGGAUCUGGCUCCAGAAUGUUCGCGAACGUUUGAUGACACACCUUACCACCGAGGAGAGGAUCGUAGUGAAUCGGAAUCCGAUGUCGACCAACCAAGGCUUUUUGCUGGCGACACGGUCUGGGGCUCAAGCUAUAAGGCGCAAUGAUCUUGGUGUCUUGCGUGUUGGGGCGAAGGCGGACAUUGUAGUAUACGACGGAAAGGCGCCAGGAAUGCUGGGUUGGAGUGAUCCUGUCACUGCUGUUCUCUUGCACUCCCAUGUGGGACAUAUUAAACACGUCCUUGUCAACGGAAAGGUGUGGAAAAGAGAUGGCCGAAUUGUGCAUCAAGGGUGUCUGAGCACCAAUGCAACCAAUAUUGAAGAACGGUUUCUCAAAGCUGCGAAAACGGUUCAGAGAUUCUGGAACGAGAAUCCGGUCUCACUGGAAGGUGUUUUCCUGACGGGUUACAAUUAUGGUGGAAGAGAUGAUAUGGACGUUGUUCGAGGCCCAGCGACUGGGUACUGA